AUGUUCUUUACUGCCAAUAACCAUUUCAGCGUUAUAAAGUCCCUGUUAACUGAACACGUGGAAAAGUAUCUAAACGAGAGAGGGCAGUCAAAGAUGGUGAUGAUGGGGACGGGUGGGGUUGCCAACAUGCUGCUCACUAACUGGUUCGCCAUGCUUCUAUAUGCGCCUAUCAAGCACACAGUGGGCUCUUCCUUCUACAAGUUGUUCUUGGCCAUCAAGUACCAGAUCAAAAGGGGUCCUGUUGAUGACGUCACUGGUCAGUCCCUCUACAGUUUGAACGCUGAUUGGCUGAUCAACAGAAGAAUAGAGUUUAAAACAUUGACACUCGUCGUCCUUGGACCAGACAUCCAACUGAAGGAACGACGUCUGCUUCGAGUUCUUGACUGUGACACCGUCGAUCAGGUGAAGGAAAAAAUUCUGGAUGCCCUCUACUGCAACCUGCCCUAUUCAAACAGACCUAGGAAGGAUUGCUUGGAUCUAGAGUGGCAUACGAGUUCGAAGGUGAGAAUUAGACUGUCAGAUAAUGCAACAUCUAAAAGUUUCAACAACUUGCAACACGCCAACAACACAAGUUACAACAGCAUAUACAACAUCAACAACAACAAUUUUAAUUAUCUGCCGACUUUAUCUUAUUACCGUGUUGCCGACAUGUCUGUCAUGGCCUUAGUUCCCAAAAUUUCAAAUCAAAAUUUUCACUGCUGUCUAGAAGAGAAACUAUCCAACAACAAAAACAAGAAUAACUUUUCAAACAACAACAACACCAACAACUUCUAUAGGUGCAACAGCAAUAACGCUAACAUCAACAACAAUAACACACACAUCAGCCCCACCACUAUUCUUAACAACAUUACUAGCAACAAUAACAUCAACAAAAUUUCCAACAAUGUCAUCAACAAUAUCAACAACAACAACAAAGAAAAAAGCCGACACAACAUACAGAAGGGAUGUCUGAAUGAUGCUUGCAAUAAUUUCAGCAUAAUUCAGCAUGACAACAAUGAUAAAACCAUUAAUACUAUUACUACUACUACUAAUAAUAAUAAUAAUAAUAGUAAUAAUAAUAAUAAUAACUCACGCCGCACUGAUAAUGAUCAGAACAAUCGAUUGACGCCACGGCAUUUGGUGUCCAACUACUCUGAUGACCGCAGUAAAACGUUACUGACCGCAUCUCGACUGACCGACCACGAUAACGAAUUCAUAUCUGCCGUGUGCACUACUAAGAAAGUUCUUGAAAGUUACAUCUUUGAUCUGUUCGAGGUGAUCUUCUCAGUGCAGUACCGAACUCCAAAUACGUCAAAUACCGUCGAUACACACCAAAUAUACCGCAGUCAGCAGACGAACUCCAUAGCAGCAUCACCGGCGCCAAAAACACCAGCAGCUUAUCACGCUCAAUUCAACAGAACAGCAUUUCAACAGCAAUGCAACACAACAGACCGCAAAUCGCUGACGAACAACAACCAACAACACCACCACCAACAACAACAGAACCAACAACUCAAUCUUUCAUUAUUGAUGGCACCCAUUAAGUUCAUCUUUGACUUCCUUGACGAGCAAGCUCUCCAGUACGGUGUCGAUGACACGAAAGUUGUCAACGCGUGGAAAUCUAACAGCCUACCUCUACGCAUCUGGUUGAGCCUAAUAAAGAAUGUUGAUCGUCUGUUUGACGUAAAACUGACGCCAUCCGUGAAACGCAAUCUGUCCGCCGUAGCCCAAAUAUUUAGAGACUGUUGCUCUAGUGAUGUUCGCAAACUGACGAAGGAUUCUAAGUUCAGUGAGCUGCUCUUUGCCAGGGAAGUCAAAAAAUUCAAAAGAGUCGUUGAACAUUAUUACGAAUCCGUCAAAAAGCUUCCAUCAUUAUCCCAUCACGAAUUGUUAUCUGACAUAUCUGAAUGUAUCUCGGAACAUGCGGACAGUUUCAACAUGGAAAGAGCAUUGUUGGAGUUGUACCACUUCGUUGAAGAUCUCAGUGUUGAACUAAUGCAAUCAUUGAAUGAAAAUGAGAUGGCUCACAAAUCCAACCUCUCAUUUCACCUCAGCCAACUAUGUCUCUCUAUGUCGAUAAUAUAACAGCUUAUAUACUCGAUCAAAUAUUUCCUUUGUUAUAAUUUGAAAUUAAAUUUGAAAAUUGUACGGUUAAUAUCUUAUUUAUUUACUUUUUUUUCUUUUGAUUUGUUUAAUUUAACAUUUUUAAUUCAUCAGUGUAACGUUGGUUUUGAAUUGUGGCAAUCUUUUUCUCCUGCAAAACUUUAGAUAAACAUUUAAAAUAAUUUUUUUCUUAAAGUUUUUCAAAUUUUAUGCUCCUUUUUACUUUUCAUUAAUACUUCUCAAACGUAAUUUAAUUAUUUGUAAUUGUACUGUUUGAUUUUUUUCUUAGUUUUAUUCAAAAUGGGUAUUUUCUUCUGGUAACGGUAAAUUUUCGUUUUCUGAAAGUUUCUUAUUACAAUUUGAAGUUCGUCAUGCUUCAACAGGUUGUUAUUUUUCAUUUUAAGAGCCAAAUACUUGUGACACUUUGUGACAUUUCUUUUAAAAAAAACAAAACAAUAAA
Molecule: messenger RNA, 2542 nt
Organism: Helobdella robusta
Lineage: Eukaryota; Metazoa; Annelida; Clitellata; Rhynchobdellida; Glossiphoniidae
Exons: 11
Coding region: 1-2064 (687 amino acids)
Biological process (GO): semaphorin-plexin signaling pathway involved in axon guidance; positive regulation of axonogenesis; sensory neuron axon guidance
Cellular component (GO): semaphorin receptor complex
Molecular function (GO): semaphorin receptor activity
Source: RefSeq, a predicted model, not a curated record